Messenger RNA from Cimex lectularius (bed bug), 3141 nucleotides. RefSeq names its product DNA topoisomerase 3-alpha (gene Top3alpha). NCBI's taxonomy places the organism in Eukaryota, Metazoa, Arthropoda, Insecta, Hemiptera, Cimicidae. The transcript has 20 exons. Bases 112 to 3063 code for a protein of 983 amino acids. The record is from RefSeq and is a predicted model, not a curated record. Gene Ontology annotation, biological process: DNA topological change. Gene Ontology annotation, molecular function: zinc ion binding; DNA topoisomerase type I (single strand cut, ATP-independent) activity; DNA binding. Gene Ontology annotation, cellular component: nucleus.
UGCAGUAUUUGUAACCUUUUUUUAUACUGGCGGUAACUUGCUGCACGUUUGUAUACAAUUCAUGCUGCAGAUCUUUCUCCCGAAAAUAUAUUUAAACCUGUUGAAGUGUUAAUGUUAUUGAAAAUUUGUUUUUCGGUCCGUUUCAAUACAAGCUGUCGUUUAUCAAAUGCUAGAUCUUUCCCAGUAAUGAAAGUACUGAACGUUGCUGAAAAAAACGAUGCGGCAAAAAAUAUAUCUUUCUUCCUUUCAAGAGGAAACACAAGAAAAAGAGAAGGCUUGUCGGUUUACAACAAAAUAUACGAGUUCGAAUGUGAAGUUUUUGGCCAGAGGUGUUCCAUGUCGAUGACUUCUGUCAGUGGACACUUGCUCAAUUAUGAAUUUAUAUCUUCAUACAAAUCAUGGCAAAGCUGCAGCCCUGAAGAUCUCUUUGAUGCACCUGUCGUCAAAGGCUGUACUGAAGAUGCUAUCAAAAUAAAGAAUACGCUUGAACGGGAGGCAAAAAAAUUUUCAAAAUUGAUCAUUUGGACAGAUUGCGACAGAGAAGGGGAAAACAUUGGUUAUGAAAUAAUUGACACAUGUAAAAGGGUGAAUCCUUCUCUUGAUGUCUAUAGGGCCAAAUUUUCUGAAAUUACUUCAGCUUCAAUAAGGAGGGCGAUUAAUAAUUUGAUUAGACCAGACAAAAAUAUAAGUAAUGCAGUUGAUGUUAGGCAGGAAUUGGAUUUGAGAAUAGGGGCUUCAUUCACACGAUUUCAGACUCUUCGUUUGCAGAAAGUAUUCCCUGUCUUGGCAGAUCAUCUCUUGAGUUAUGGCAGCUGUCAAUUUCCAACAUUGGGGUUUGUUGUGGAGAGAUAUUUAGAAAGGGAAAAAUUUAUUUCUGAACCAUUUUGGAAGAUUAAAGUUACUCACACAAUUGAUGAUCUCACUGUUGAGUUUCGCUGGGCAAGAGAUCGUCUCUUUGAUCAAGCAAUUUGUCAAGCCCUCUUGGCCAGAUGUCAAGAAAGGCCGACUGCAAAAGUGGAGAAAGUUGAUGGUAAACCCAAAUCUAAGUGGAGGCCAACGCCCUUAGACACGACGGAAAUGGAAAAAAUUGCAUCACGAAAAUUGAAAAUCAACGCUAAAGAAGCUUUGCGGAUAGCAGAGAAACUGUACACAAAAGGUUUUAUAAGCUAUCCGAGAACUGAAACUAACAUUUUCCCCGAUUCGAUCAAUUUGAGGAAUUUGGUCGAAAUUCAAACCCAAGAUUCAAGAUGGGGAAACUUUGCGCAGAAAGUUCUUCAGGAUGGACCUAACCCCCGACAGGGGAAAAAAAGUGACCAAUCCCAUCCUCCGAUACACCCCAUUGCUUAUACCACAUCCCUAGAAGGUAAUGAUGCAAGGAUGUAUGAGUUUAUCGUUCGCCACUUUUUAGCAUGUGUAUCAAAAGAUGCCAAAGCCCAUGAGACUUUAGUCUCGAUUGACAUCAACACAGAAAAAUUUUCAGCUUCGGGCUUGAUGAUAUUGGAAAGGAAUUACCUUGACGUUUACCCUUAUGAAAAUUGGAAUUCAAAAAAUAUUCACAGGUAUGAAGUUAAUCAAACCUUCGAACCGACAAGCUUGGAUAUUACUGAGAGUCAAACAUCAGCACCAAACCUUCUUACAGAAGCGGAUCUUAUCGCAUUAAUGGAAAAACAUGGCAUUGGUACGGAUGCGACGCAUGCUGAACAUAUAGAGACUAUUAAAAAUAGGUUUUAUGUUGGACUUGAAGAUAAUAUUCACUUUGUUCCAAGUGCAAUUGGAAUGGCUUUAGUGGAGGGUUAUGAUACAAUGGGCUUUGCCAUGUCUAAACCUGUUCUUAGGGCAGAGCUUGAAGCCGAACUUAAAAGGAUUUGUGAUGGUGUGAGGCAGCCGGAAAUAGUCUUGCGAGAACAAAUUUCCAAAUAUCGAGAACUAUUCAGGAUAGCUAAAUCUCAGGUGAACAAGAUUGACUCUGCCGUUGCAAAAUAUCUGCAAACUACUGCAAGGACUUUAGACCCUAGAGAAGACCCUUUGUCAGUUGCCACACCGAUUAGCCAGCCGGUCAUGCCAUGUAGGAUGUGCAGUCUUAAAUUUGUUGUCAAAACGAAUCAGAUGACGCAGAAGAGUUACAUUUCUUGCCAGGGAUAUCCAAGCUGCAAAGCGGCAAUUUGGCUUCCUACAAAAGUAGUCGAUUUUUCCGUUUCUAAUCAAAGCUGUGAAGUUUGUGGGCCCAAUGUGAAAAAAAUUGAAUUCAAGUUCAGCCCUGGAUCUAUGGCUCCUUACUAUCCAAAUAAUUUCACUGGGUGUAUAAAUGGGUGUGAUAGCUUUUUUUUGGAAAUGCUAGACAUCAGAAUUCCUCGGCCAGCUAGUAGCACUGCUACAACAGAAAAUUUGACAUCGAACUAUUCAUCACAGUAUAGUUCUCAAUCAACCAGAACCUCACAGCAAAAUAGAUCGUCAAAUAAUUCAGCAUUAUCGGGACACAAUAUGCUAGGUUCAAGUCGACCACAAAAUAGAGGAUCACAUAACUCCAACUCUAAUGACUUUGACAAUGGAAGAGGACAAAAACGGCCAAGAGAGCCACCAGAUGACAAUGUUGAGCAUAAGUGUUUCUGUGAUUUACCUGUAAAAAAACUGACUGUUAGAAAAGAAGGCCCAAAUUUAGGAAGAGAGUUUUUAAUCUGUUCUAAGGAUACAGAUGAUAAAUGUGGAUAUUACGCAUGGUUUGAUGAGUUGACUGAAGAAUCCAAUUCAACAAAGUGCUUUUGCAAUCUUUCAGUGAGAAAGCUGGUCGUUAAGAAAGAUGGCCCAAACAAGGGAAAGACAUUUUUCUGCUGCCCCAAAGGUCAAAACGAGCCGAACAGAUGUUCGUUCUUCUUGUGGGAAGAAGAGUCAAGUAACCGCCAGGAUAGAGGUGAAUAUAGGAACAAUCAACGUGGUAAUUCUUCCUCGCGGACAUCAAACUUCAGAGCCAGAACAUCUGAUUCCAAUCAAAGAGGAAGGAAGUGUGGAAUCUGCUCACAGACAGGUCAUACAAGAAGAAAUUGUCCGAAUAACUCAAACAACUGAUUUAUUAAAUGUAAUGUAAAUAUUGUACACAAAAAUGUAUAUAACACAAUUUAAAAAAAAAAUACAAGUAUUUUUACA